UGGGAGCGGUCGAAUCUAGAAUCCAAUUGGUAUAAGAUAAGGAGCACUGCUUACAAGAAGUGCAACUGCGAGCCAAGAAAUAUUUCUCCAUUCCACAAAUUAUUAUAGGUCAUUACAAAUGAUUGCAUGUGCAUCUUUCAGAGUUCCAUGUGGAUAUUUUGAUUCCAAAAGUUUACUUGGAGUAGAGCUCAGACGUGAUGGAGAUGUUAACACUUUGUGAUGCCAUUUCUGUGAAGAUUCUAUCAGACAGAACGGUUCUAGCAAGUGUCGGCAAUGAAUUACGAGCGUUUGAGGAAGGCUGUGAUACCGGGAUAACUCUGGAAUGGAAGUUGAGGAACAAAAUACACGGAAUAGACUUCGAUGGGAAGCAGAUUUUAGUAUAUGGAGAGCGCGAGUUUAUGGUGCUGGAUUAUGAUGGGGAAUUCCAACUUUCAUGCCGAGGCAAAAUUUCAGACUGGAUUAGUUGUGGAAAACUGCUAAGUGAAUCUGUGAAUCGGAUCUGUUUGGUUACUGGGCACAGCAACGCGGUUGCUUUGAGAAUAUCCGAAAAUAAAAAUUCAGUUUCAGUAGAGAAUCGAUCUUCCUGCGUAGAUAAGUCUACCAUUUACUGCUCAACAAUUGUAGGUAGUUCUUCCGAGGAUUGUACGGUGUUUGGAGGAACUGCAUUCGGUGAGCUAAUAAUUUGGAAGCCUCAGUUAAAAAUACAGAACUGUAAGGCAUUGAAUCACGUACCAAUUCUUCAUCGAAUUGCUUGUCAUAACGGUGUCAUAUUUUCCAUUGAUGUCAGCCUUCGAAACCGAUUGAUAACAACCACCUCAGAUGAUCGAUCCGUGAGGUUUUAUUCUUUUUCACAAAAUAACAAGGAUUGCAUAUCAAGUGGAUGGUCGAGUACCAAUAUUUCUCCACUUCGUAGUGUAUACGGACACAAUGCUCGAGUUUUUAAAGCAAAAAUCAUCGAGAAAGAUGGCAUUCCUUUCAUUUUAUCUGCCGGUGAGGAUUCGUAUAUUUGCAUUUGGAACACUAGUGGCGAUUUAAUUUUCAAACGACGUCAUCAUUUCGGUGCAACGAUUUGGAAUUUUGAUUACAAUCCUCGAACGGAAAUCUUAUUUACAACUAGUAGCGAUGGAAAUGUUACUUCACAUUCGAUAGCUGACUAUUUUUCACCAAUUCAAACAAAAGAAUUAAAGAUUAGUUCGUUGGGGGGAGAAUAUUUAUCCAAAAUUCGGUUUAUUAGACAUGACUUGAUCGUAGGAAUUACGAACAAAAAUAAGUUGGUAUAUCGGAAAAGUGAUGAUUGGGAAAUUGUAAGUAAUUUCCCAGGGUAUAAGUGCACCUUGUUGGAGGUUUCGAAAGACCUCAUGGCAACAGCUGGAUAUAAAAUUGUAACCGUUUUCCAAGUCGAUGUGAACAAUAAUUUUAUCAAGAAAUUCGAGGGAGAACUUGCUUCGAACAUAAUUCGUUCGUUUUGUUUCCUAUCUCAGAAUGAAAUGUUGAUUUGCGACGAGAAAGGAGCUUGCAAGUAUAGCAACGAUAAUUUCUCAAGCUGUUUAGAUAUUGAUAUACCAAUUAACAAAGAACCAUGGAUAACAGCUGCAUUAAAGCAUGGUACAAUUUUGGUUUUAAGUAAUCGUCAGGGAAAUCUGUUUGUGUAUAAAAGGGAAGGUGAUAAAUUUCAUUUUAAAUCAACAAUAAAACAUCUUCAUGGUCACUUGGGUGUUACAUACAUGUGCCUUAAAAAUGAUCUAAUGGACGAUUGUUUUAUUAGAACUGCUGGACAUGAUAGUACAAUCAAAACCUUAAAAAUCAAUAAAACAUCAGGAGUCGUUUCAGUUGUUUUUACAGAAACUGUUCCAAUAGCUUGGGUGGAAAAGUUUCACGAAAUUGGUAUAUCAAAACGUAACUAUAUAAUUGGUUUCAAUGAUAAUCACUUUGUUAUUUGGGAAUCCAAGGCGGAUGUUGUGUUCCAAGUUUCAUGUGGAGGUGGUCAUCGAUGCUGGGAUCUUAUAAUCGAUGAGGAACGCAAUUUUAUCCAAUUAAUAUUUAUAAAGAAUCGACUUUUAUACACGACAGUUUCGAAAUUGUGUUCGAAUAUUUCAAAUAGAUUCAAAAUGCCGUACUAUUCGUGGCACAACAAAUCAUGUAAUAUUAUCAAUUCGCUGCCCAUAAGUGAUCGAAGUUUUCUGUUAGUUUCAGGGGGUGAGGAUAACUUACUAAAGUUUUCUAAAUUCACAGUGGAUCAGCCUAAAGAUAUUUGUCUACUUCAAAAUAUUUCUCUGCACGUUUCAAGCAUAAAAGGGAUUGAAAUAAUUAGGGAAAAAAAUAAAUUAAUUAUAUUCUCCUGUGGUGGCCGCGCGCAGAUUUGCGUCACCGAAUACAAUAUUGAUACAGAAAGUGUAGAAGAACGUGCUCAGUUCAUGCUGAAAUCGACUGAUUUUGAACGAAAAUUCCAAAGAAAUACCCAGGAAGUAGACUUUGAUCCCGAAACAAGAUUCAUGAGCAUUGCCGCUGUUAACAUUUCAGGAAGCUAUGAUCUAUACUUGGGAUGCUCUGAUGGGUUUCUGAGAAAGUUUUCAUAUAAAGAUGGUGAAUUUAGGUUAUGUGAUGCGGUGUUUUAUAACCGUUGCAUUCUUCAUGUUCGUACCAUAGUUUUAGGUUCACAAAAGUAUUUAAUAUCAGCUGCCACAGAUGGUUGUAUCUGCUUGUGGGAAGUGAAUACGUUUAAUGAAAAAGAAGAACCUGUUUUUAAGAUUAGGCACCAUGAAAGUGGGGCGAAUUCUUUAGAUAUAAGCGUCAAAGAUAAUAACAAAGUUUUAUUUGUUACUGGUGGAGAUGAUCAGGACGUUGUAGUCUCAGACGUUGAGGUAAAUAGUGGACAUUUUCAAGUUAAUUUUACCAAACAUUUUAGUAUACACACAGCACAGGUAAAUGGGGUGAAAAUUUCAGAAUGUACAAAAUAUCUUUAUACGACUAGUGUAGAUCAAACUAUUUGCAAGACUAAUUUAUUUACGAUGGAAUUGGAAAAAAAAAUCACAAAUUGUAUUGCUGAUGUGAAAGGGCUAAAUUUAUUGAAUGUCGAUAGUUGUGAUUAUUGUUUGGUCUAUGGUUGGGGAGUGCAAAUUUGUAAGUUGUGAUUAUAUUUUGAAAAUAAAUCAAUG
Molecule: messenger RNA, 3155 nt
Organism: Hermetia illucens (black soldier fly)
Lineage: Eukaryota; Metazoa; Arthropoda; Insecta; Diptera; Stratiomyidae
Exons: 7
Coding region: 198-3131 (977 amino acids)
Biological process (GO): tRNA methylation
Cellular component (GO): cytoplasm
Molecular function (GO): protein binding
Source: RefSeq, a predicted model, not a curated record